AUGAGCGCACAAGCCAGUCCAGUCCUGAGGGAAUACUACGCUCUAGUGCCACUUCGCGUCGCAGACGCUGGAACAAAGUCCGCUCCUCCUGUACUAGUGACUUGCCUUGUGGACUCCUUUGCGGCGGAGGCAACAUCGCGAGGCUUUCGCGGGCGGUCGCGCCGCGAACGCUGCGACAACCCUUAUUGCAGAGAUCAGCUGAGUUUCGUAAGAACGUCAUUCGACGGCUCCCGAGAGGAUGUCGUUGGUUACGAAUGUGAUUACCAUAAGAAAGUAAUUGAUCACUAUGAAAACCCUCGCAAUGUCGGAUCCUUGGAUAAGAACGACCCGUCUGUUGGGACGGGGAUCGUUGGUGCUCCUGCCUGUGGUGAUGUCAUGAAGUUGCAAAUAAAGGUUGAUGAAAACGGCAAGAUCGUCGAUGCUAAAUUCAAAACGUUCGGUUGCGGAUCUGCCAUCGCAUCGAGCAGUUUAGCUACAGAAUGGAUCAAUGGAAAAACAGUGGAAUACGCUGCAAAUAUAAAGAAUGAUCAAAUUGCAAAGGAGUUAUGCCUUCCACCCGUAAAACUCCAUUGUUCAAUGUUGGCUCAAGAUGCGAUCCAAGCAGCUUUGAACGAUUACAAGAAGAAGCAGGCGAAGAAGCCGAACGCUUCAAAGUAA
This is a messenger RNA of Necator americanus (New World hookworm), 657 nucleotides long. RefSeq lists its product as uncharacterized. The record is from RefSeq and is a predicted model, not a curated record. The transcript is spliced from 6 exons. Gene Ontology annotation, cellular component: cytoplasm; mitochondrial matrix. NCBI's taxonomy places the organism in Eukaryota, Metazoa, Nematoda, Chromadorea, Rhabditida, Ancylostomatidae. Gene Ontology annotation, molecular function: ferrous iron binding; 2 iron, 2 sulfur cluster binding. Bases 1 to 657 code for a protein of 218 amino acids. Gene Ontology annotation, biological process: intracellular iron ion homeostasis; iron-sulfur cluster assembly.